Messenger RNA from Pelobates fuscus (common spadefoot toad), 527 nucleotides. RefSeq names its product polyserase-2-like. The transcript is spliced from 3 exons. Gene Ontology annotation, biological process: proteolysis. Lineage: Eukaryota; Metazoa; Chordata; Amphibia; Anura; Pelobatidae. Bases 81 to 527 code for a protein of 148 amino acids. Gene Ontology annotation, molecular function: serine-type endopeptidase activity. The record is from RefSeq and is a predicted model, not a curated record.
GUCCCUUGGUAGAUACGGUUGGAUCUAGGAUAGUUGGCGGUCGUGAUGCACUUCCUGGAGCAUGGCCAUGGCAAGUUAGCAUGCAAUAUUCUGAGACACAACGUAACCAUAAACAUUUGUGUGGUGGUACAAUAGUUGAAACCAAGUGGGUUUUGUCUGCAGCACACUGCUAUUUUGAGAGAAGUAAUGCUACCAGUUGGAAAGCUGUGUUUGGAUUUAUACUAAUGGCAACCCCAGGCAACACAGCUAUUGAAUCCAAGGGAGAUGGUGGUGGACCCCUUGUGUGCCUCGUUCCAGACAAAAAAGUAUACCAUCAGGUAGGAAUAUCAAGCUUUGGAAAGUCCUGUGGCAAAAAUCUUCCCAGCCCAGUUGUUGCCCCUGAAGUCUUCACAGACGUAAAAAUGUAUACAUCAUGGACAAGGUGGCAAAUACUUUACAACGCCGUUGAACCUGCAAUGAAAGUCAUUAACACUCAGAGUUACUUGUAUGCUGUCAUCGCUACAAUAUGGAUUACUUUGGACUUUUAG